Molecule: messenger RNA, 1857 nt
Organism: Xiphophorus couchianus (Monterrey platyfish)
Lineage: Eukaryota; Metazoa; Chordata; Actinopteri; Cyprinodontiformes; Poeciliidae
Gene: kdelr3
Product: KDEL endoplasmic reticulum protein retention receptor 3
Exons: 5
Coding region: 293-940 (215 amino acids)
Biological process (GO): protein retention in ER lumen
Cellular component (GO): membrane
Molecular function (GO): ER lumen protein retrieval receptor activity
Source: RefSeq, a predicted model, not a curated record
ACGUCACCUCCUCUUCCCAGCUUUGCCUCUGGAACCAUCGUUGCUCUCUCAUGCCAGAAGUCUGUUCGGGGAAAUUGCGGACAUUUUUUUUUUUUUUUUUUUAAAACCUGUUGACAUACGCAUAUUUUAGACAAAGCGGCCGACAGAGCUGUCUAACGUCAACUGCGAAGCUGCUAGCUUGUUUUUUCCCUCUCUUAAUCUGCUCCGAGCUCAUUUUCCCUUUGUGGGUCAACAACUCAGAAGUCAGUGUUGUGGGAGUUUGAAGGCCUGUGAAGACUUUAGGUGCGACAGUAUGAACAUCUUUCGGCUGGCAGGUGACGUGUCCCAUUUGGUGGCUAUUCUCAUCCUGUUGAUGAAGAUAUGGAGGUCCAAAUCUUGUGCUGGCAUCUCUGGGAAGUCUCAGGUGCUGUUUGCACUUGUUUUUACCACCAGGUACCUUGACCUGUUCACAGUCUACAUUUCAGCCUACAACACAGUCAUGAAGGUGGUGUUUCUGGCUCUGUCCUAUGCUACGGUGUAUUUGAUCUACAUGCGCUUCAGGAACUCGUAUGAUUCAGAGAAUGACACGUUCAGAGUGGAGUUCUUGCUGGUUCCGGUGAUCGGCCUGUCCUUCCUGGAGAACUAUGCCUUCACUCCACUAGAGAUCUUGUGGACCUUCUCCAUCUUCCUGGAGUCCGUCGCCAUAAUGCCCCAGCUCUUCAUGAUCACCAAGACGGGCGAGGCGGAGUCCAUCACCACCCACUACCUGUUCUUCCUCGGCCUCUACAGGGCCCUGUACAUAGCCAACUGGGUGUGGCGCUACCACACCGAGGGCUUCUAUGACCAGAUCGCAAUCGUGUCCGGAGUCGUUCAGACCAUUUUCUACUGCGACUUCUUUUACCUUUACGUCACGAGGGUUCUCCGAGGAAGAGGGAAGAUGAGCCUGCCGAUGCCGGUUUAGGUUUUACGUCAGUGCCUGCCACAGUUCAGCGUCGCGGCAGAAUCCUUUCGCCUUUCCCUGUAGCUGUACUUUAGGAAAAGGGACUAAAGGUCUUAUAUUUGUAGACCAAAAUUAAAUAGAUUUUUUUUGUUUUGUUUGACUGGUACUUUAAGUCUGUGUUCGUGCAUAAUCGUAUGCAACAAUGCGCUACGGAUGUAUCAUUCUGCUCAUCGCCGGUGAACGCCGUGGCUCUCUACAGAUUACAGCGAGGAGAGUGUGUAGUUUUUGUCCCAACAUUUCCUUUUCAGAAACUGCUUUUGACUCUGAAGCUCUUCGAAAUAACCAGCCUGGUUUUUGUACUAACAGUCUUGAAUGUCGAAUGCAUGAAAACAAACUUUUAGGUUGUUCCAGCAGGUGUUUUGAGCACUCAGGUAGACCGCAGCUUUAAACUAAACAUCACCAAACGUCCAGGCCUACAUGUGAAAACCCAAUGUUUUAUUUUCUCACAGAUUCAUAGGCACUCCCUGAAUAACUUACUGUAUUUACUAUUGCCAAGUUUGUUACGGUUAUUUCUUGUUUACCUUGUCUUGUGUAAUUUUUGUUGUUGUUGUUGGGGGGGAAGGGGUAAAAAAAGGGCUUAAAAUCAUAUCGUGUUAUGAAAAGCCAAAGAAGCGGCAGUAGCUAAACUUUCUCGUUUCUUUUUUAAUUUCAAAAGUGUUAGUCAAAGAAAUCAGAAACCCAAUUUUUUUUUCUUUUUAUUACGCGAGGAAUUCUCUUUACUCAAAGAUCUGGUCAUGUUUUGUUUUCAGAAACAUUCGCACUACUGCCCAGUCUCAAAGUGCUCUUAAGAUGAAAGUGUUUGAUGUGAUCAACAGAACGCUGUUGCGAGUUUUCCUUUCAACGCGUCGCGUCUUUGUAAUAAAGGUUAUCCAUCUUGA